AUGCGUCGAGAUCACAUAUAUCUCCCUGCUGGGUCUGCCGCGUUGCAGGUGAGCGGUCUACUUUCUUCCGACUCGCUGGGAUGUGCGGCUCCAAUCAACGUCCUCGCGAUGCUCUACAAUGUCUUCGGCGACUUGAAUACACAGGUCCCGGAUUUCUCGGGAUCAUUCUCUUUACCUUUGAAGCGGAAGUGGCAAGAACUCUCGAAGACUGAGAAGGGCAUCGAGAAGAUGCUAGGAUUGAUCUGGACCGACAUUACCGCGAAUUACAUCACCUCCUCCAGAAACCAGCUCAAUUCCAAAUUCAGCAGCACGACAACAUACGUUGACCGCCAGGCGCAGGAUGUUCCAGAUACAGCCACUGUCGAGGUCCUCGCCUACAGCGUCGUGACUCGAUAUCACCUCCGUUAUGCCGCCUUGGCGAUCGCAGUUCUGACAAUGUACGUUUGCGCCCUCAUUAUGGCGAUAAUAAUGUGCAUCACACGAAGAACGACAUUCCAUUCACUUAAAUCAUUGCUUCAGCAGACGAGUGUCGGCCGAGCAGUGGUAUUGGAGCGCUAUAAGAAGGAUAGCACUGGGUCACAAGCCAAGAUUAUGGACACUAAGACGUUCGUUCGCGAAUUUGGUGAUGAGAAACUCGACAUUGCAAAGGAACACGGGGCAGUUCAGUACGCUCCUGGUCCCUCACAACAGUUUCAGCCAGUGAAGAUUGAGCACAUCUCGAAAGGAAUUGAUCAUGAACCCUCACGUUGCGAAUGA
This is a messenger RNA of Exophiala oligosperma, 756 nucleotides long. RefSeq lists its product as uncharacterized. Bases 1 to 756 code for a protein of 251 amino acids. Lineage: Eukaryota; Fungi; Ascomycota; Eurotiomycetes; Chaetothyriales; Herpotrichiellaceae. The record is from RefSeq and is a predicted model, not a curated record. The transcript is spliced from 2 exons.